Molecule: messenger RNA, 980 nt
Organism: Astrephomene gubernaculifera
Lineage: Eukaryota; Viridiplantae; Chlorophyta; Chlorophyceae; Chlamydomonadales; Astrephomenaceae
Source: the annotation of a GenBank genome assembly
GGCGCUGUGCCGGUGCUGCUGAGGCGCCUGCACGACACGCCGCCCGAUCAGCCGCUGGAGGAGGAGGCGCUGCAGUUCUUCGCAUCGCUGACCGACUGGGUGCCCUCCUGCCGCCACCGGCUGAGGGACCUGGGGCUGCUGAGGCGGGUCAGCAGGCGCAUGGAGAGCCCCAGCUGCGGUGGUUUCGAGCUGGUGCUGCUGGUGUCCAUCUGCAAGGGCAUGAGUGAGAGCGAAUCGCUGCACACCUUCAUGAAGGAGCUGGGGGUGGCUCGAGCACUGGCCGCAAAGCUGGUGGCUGAUGACCAAGCGGUUGACACGCUCCUGCCCGUCAGCACCACCGGCGGCCUGGACGCCUUGCUCACCCUCGCCAACCUCAACGGCGGAACGGCAAGCCCCGACGACACGCUCUGUCAGGAGCUGAUUGUACGACACGACAUUUCGGCUCAGAUCGCCCAAUUCGCCGCGGAGGCCGUUCUCUCCGAUAAGGGCCUCGCCACGUAUACCUUUCCCGAUGGAACUUGGUCGAUAUACGACUUGCCGUCGUUGCUGACUUCAUGCCAGUCGUUGACUCGUACGGCAGUCAACUGUGAGCGGUUGGCGCAGCAUGGGCUGCUGCCCACGCUGCUUGCGGUGCUGCGAAGCAGCUCGCCUGCUGCUGCUGCUGCCGCCUCCGGCGCCAACUCGGUAACCACAACCACAACUCCUGGGUCUUCUGCAACGGAUACCGCUUCCGCAACCGCUGCUGGCGCUGCUGCUGCUACCGGUGCUGCUUCCGGAGGGGCCGCGGGAGCUGCCCUAACGGAUCCGCAGCUGGCGGUGCUGGCAGCACGCACCAUAUUCAACAUGGCGCAGGUCUCCGGCCUGCAUGCCCAGCUGCGGGAAGCCGGGGUGCAAGACGUGUUGAAGGCAUGCCUCACGCGGGACGACCUGCGUGUUGUGGAUGCCGCACGAGGCACGCUGCUACAGCUGGGGGAACUAAC